Molecule: messenger RNA, 2545 nt
Organism: Lagopus leucura (white-tailed ptarmigan)
Lineage: Eukaryota; Metazoa; Chordata; Aves; Galliformes; Phasianidae
Product: fatty acyl-CoA hydrolase precursor, medium chain-like
Exons: 14
Coding region: 174-1898 (574 amino acids)
Source: RefSeq, a predicted model, not a curated record
AUGCUGUCAUGACAGUUGUUCAAGGCUGGUCCCGGCCGAUUCGGUUCACAGCUUGAGCACUGCUUUCCUUAUCCCUGUUUGCAUUGCGCAACAGCUUUACUGGCAGAGUAUAAAGGCAGCGCACAGAGUCGAUCAGGGUGUGAGUAGGCUGCAGAGUGGCAACUGAGAAGAACAUGCUGCUGUCCGUGAUCCUCACCGCCGGGCUCACAGCACUCGUAGCUACUGGGCAAAAAGCAGAGCAGCCAGAAGUGGUGACCAAAUACGGCACUGCCCGAGGAUACCAAAUCAAAGUUGAUGCGGCUGAGAGGAGCGUAAAUGUCUUUCUGGGACUUCCUUUUGCUAAGCCUCCUGUUGGACCACUGAGGUUUUCUGAGCCCCAGCCUCCUGAGCCAUGGCAAGGUGUCAGAGAUGCCACUUCCUACCCACCAAUGUGUCUACAGGAUAAAGUAACAGGACAGUUUGUUUCAGAUUUAGUUACUAAUAGAAAAGAAAAAGUUCGUCUCCAGGUGUCUGAAGAUUGCUUAUACCUGAAUAUAUAUACACCUGUUUCCACAAAAACACAGGAGAAGCUGCCGGUCUUUGUAUGGAUCCAUGGAGGUGCAUUAGUUUUUGGAGCAGCAUCAUCCUAUGAUGGCUCAGCAUUAGCAGCCUUUGACAACGUGGUUGUUGUGGCAAUUCAGUACAGAUUGGGUAUAGCUGGAUACUUUAGCACUGGGGAUAGGCAUGCUCGUGGUAACUGGGGGUAUUUGGACCAAGUGGCAGCUCUUCAGUGGAUUCAGGAAAAUAUCAUACACUUUGGAGGAGACCCGGGAUCUGUCACCAUCUGUGGUGAAUCUGCAGGGGGAAUCAGUGUAUCUGCUCUGGUCUUAUCUCCACUGGCAAAGGGCUUGUUCCACAAGGCCAUUUCAGAGAGUGGUACUACAAUUAGGGCUUUAUUCACUGAAAAGCCUGAGAAGGAAGCACAGAGAAUUGCUGCUGCAUCUGGCUGCGAAAAGUCCAGUUCUGCCGCUCUGGUUGAAUGCUUAAGAGGAAAAACAGAGGAAGAGAUAGAACAGAUAACUCUAAAAAUGGUAGGACAACACUGCAUCUAUGCCAUACCUCACCUGAAAAAUGUGAACAGGUUCCUUCUCUUUAACUCUGCAGCUGUGCGCAUCAGUGCCUGUGUGGAUGGUGUAUUUCUUCCAAAGAGUCCCAAGCAAUUACUGUCUGAAAAAGCAAUCAAUGCAAUCCCCUAUAUACUAGGAAUAAAUAACUGUGAAUUUGGAUGGGGCCUUCCUAAAAUGAUGAAAUUUCCUGAUUUUACACACGGUCUGGACAGAGAAGUUGCGCAUCAAUUGUUACAGAACUCAUUAGAGUCAUCAUUUGAGGGUGUUUCUUCUCACAUUGUUGAUCUUGUAUUCAAUGAAUACAUUGGGGAAGCAGAGAGCCGUGCUCAGGUGCGAGAUGCCCUUUUUGAUGCAAUAGGAGAUCACAUGUUUACUUUCCCAGCCAUUGAAGUGGCUAGGUACCACAGAGAUGCUGGCCACCCAGUCUACUUCUAUGAAUUUCAACAUCGACCAAGCACAGCCUCAGGCGUCGUUCCAGAGUUUGUAAAGGCAGAUCAUGGAAGUGAGAUUGCCUUUGUCUUUGGAAGGCCAUUCUUAGCAGGGAAUGCUACGGAAGGAGAAAGUAAACUUAGCAGAACUGUUAUGAAGUACUGGACUAACUUUGCUAGAAACGGAAAUCCCAAUGGGGAAGGCUUGGUGCAUUGGCCUCAGUAUGGUCUGGAUGAAAGAUACCUGGAAAUAGACCUCAUACAAAAGGCAGCAAAGAAACUGAAAGAAGACAAAAUGGAGUUUUGGGUACAGCUCACAGAACAGAUGAGGAGUGAAAGAAGGCGAGAGCACACAGAUUUGUGAGAGCUGCAGAGGAUACAUUUUCCUUGUAAAACCUGAAGUCAAAAUUAAUUUGUCAGAAUGCCGAUUUUAAUCUUGACUUUCUACUCACUAAUAUGCAAAUUGUUGUCAUGAUCCCAGUGAAAGGAGACAAUGAAGGGAAGUGCAAAAUGCUCUUGGAAAUAAAAAUCAAUAAUGAAGUGAGCAGGUAAAAAUAAACAGUCCUUCAGGCUCAGACAGACUCUAGCAUCUUCUCAGUGGAUAUCUAAAUUGAAUGGUGUUCCUUUGAACAGGGAGAAGGAGGGGAAUAUUAGUAAAUACACUGAAAUCAAUAAGAAGUUAUACAGAAUAUAUGAUAGGUUUCAGAAUGUACUGUAUAUUCAUUCCACUCUUUUUAUCAAGAAGAUUGAGUCUGAUAUUCCUACCACCUCUUUUCACUUACUUUUAGUAAGUGAAAUAGGAAGGAAAUAGCUUGAGAGGAGGAGAGCGUCUAUCGAAAAAGUGCCAUGAGAUCACGUGUUUUCUUCUUCUGUAAAUUGUUAGAAAUACAUUGUACUUAUGAUUUUUGGGAUGUAUUUUCUUUCACAUAAUUUAGGCUGAUUCCAAGAGAGUGCUGUGAAGGCCACUAACAAGUACGAACAAAGAACUUCUAUUAAAGUGCAAACUGAUAA